UGCUGAGUGUGUCGGUCUCUGCAUAGACUACACUGGCACCCACAGCUCUGAUUAGCGUGGAGGGUGAGUCUCCAACCUGGCGAUAAAGAUCAAAGUCUGAAGGCCAGAGUGCCCCUCCUUAACUACCACAUGCUGUGUGUCCGUGAGCUGUUGAACACCCACCGGGACAACCUGGGGACCGUGGUCAAGUCUGUGAUCUUCAAUGAACUUUCCAACGCCCGAAACCCCAACAACAUGCAGAUCCUGUAUACGGUCCUACAACACAGCCCAGAACUUGCACCAAAGUUCCUGGCGAUGGUGUUCCAGGAUCUACUGACCAACAAGGACGACUACUUGCGGGCUUCGCGGGCCUUGCUGCGGGAGAUCAUCAAGCAAACCAAGCACGAGAUCAGCUUCCAGGCGUUCUGUCACCGAGGCUCCUUCCAGGCCCGGAAGGAGUGUGUAGUAGAUGGGGAGUUCAAGGACCGGUUCGUCAUCCACGUCACAGACCUGCUGGCCGUCUCCAUGAUGCUCAGCAUCACCGUGCAGGUGAAGGAAGCGGGGAUCGCGUGGGACAAAGGAGAGAAAAAGAACUUAGAGGUGCUCCGUGCGUUCCAGAACCAGAUCGCGGCCAUUCAGCGGGACGCCGUCUGGUGGCUGCACACUGUCGUCCCGUCCAUCACCAAACUAGCUCCCAAAGAAUAUGUGCACUGCCUCCACAAAGUGCUGUUCACAGAGCAACCGGAGACCUACUACAAAUGGGAUAACUGGCCCCCGGAGAGCGACCGCAACUUCUUCCUCCGCCUCUGCUCCGAAGUGCCCAUCCUGGAGGACACGCUCAUGCGGAUCCUUGUCAUCGGGCUCUCGCGCGAUCUCCCCCUCGGCCCUGCCGAUGCCAUGGAGUUGGCUGACCACUUGGUGAAACGGGCUGCUGCCGUGCAGGCUGACGAUCUUGAAGUUUUGAGAGUGGAGAGAAUCCAGCUUAUCGACGCGGUCCUGAAUCUUUGUACCUACCACCAUCCGGAAAACAUUCAGCUGCCCCCCGGGUACCAGCCUCCAAAUCUAGCUAUCUCCACGCUCUACUGGAAGGCCUGGCCUCUUCUGCUGGUGGUAGCUGCUUUCAAUCCAGAGAACAUUGGUUUUGCUGCUUGGGAGGAGUACCCCACGCUGAAGAUGCUAAUGGAAAUGGUGAUGACCAAUAACUACUCUUACCCGCCGUGUACAUUGACGGACGAGGAGACCCGUACGGAGAUGAUCAACCGGGAACUGCAGAUUUCGCAGCGGGAGAAGCAGGAGAUCCUCGCCUUCGAGGGCCACCUGGCUGCCGCUUCGACCAAGCAGACCAUCACGGAGAGCAGCAGUCUGCUCCUCUCGCAACUCACCAGCCUGGACCCGCAGGGCCCUCCCCGCAGGCCUCCCCAACCCGUCCUCGAUCAGGUGAAGAGCCUGAAUCAGUCACUCCGCCUGGGACACCUCUUGUGUCGCAGCAGGAACCCCGACUUCCUGCUGAACAUCAUCCAGAGACAGGCUUCGUCCCAAUCCAUGCCGUGGCUGGCGGAUCUGGUCCAAUCCAGUGAGGGCUCGCUGGACGUCCUUCCGGUACAGUGCCUCUGCGAAUUCCUCCUUCACGACGCCACCGACGAGGCAGCCUCCGGCGAGGAGGAGGAGGAGGCCGAGAGCAAAGAGCAGCGGGCCAAGAAGCGGCAGAGGCAACAGAAGCAGCGGCAGUUGCUGGGACGUCUCCAGGACUUGCUGCUGGGGCCCAAGGCGGACGAGCAGACGACCUGCGAAGUGCUGGACUAUUUCCUCAGGCGGCUGAGGUCAUCUCAGGUGGCCUCACGGGUCCUGGCUAUGAAGGGGCUCUCCUUGGUGCUUUCGGAAGGGGGCCUCCGAGACAGAGAGGAGAAAGAGCACCCGAUGGAAGAGGACUCGGGGGAUUCGGAGCUCCUCCAAGGGCACCAGUGGCUGCUCCGGGACCUGCCCAAGCUGCCACUCUUCGACAGCGUGCGGACCACGACGGCUGUGGCCCUUCAGCAGGCCAUACACAUGGAGACCAAUCCGCAGACCAUCAGCGCUUAUUUGAUGUACCUUUCCCAGCAUGCCCCGGUUGAGGAACAGGGGCCUCACAGCAACCUUGCCCUGGAUGUGGCCAGGUUGAUCGUGGAGCGCUCCACCAUUAUGUCCCACCUGUUCUCAAAGCUCUGGUACAGUUCGGAAUCGGAUGCAGUCCUGGUGGCCCUGCUGUCGAUUUUCUCACGCUACGUGCAGCGCAUGCGCCAGAGCAAGGAGGGCGAGGAGGUCUACAGCUGGUCGGAGUCUCAGGAUCAGGUUUUCCUCCGUUGGAGCGGCGGAGAAACGGCGACGAUGCAUAUCCUCGUGGUCCAUGCAAUGGUGAUUCUGCUGACUCUGGGACCCCCACGAGCCGGGGACAGUGACUUCUACACACUGCUGGAUAUCUGGUUCCCGGAGAGGAAGCCCCUCCCUACGGCAUUCCUGGUGGACACCUCGGAAGAAGCCCUGCUUCUUCCUGAUUGGCUGAAGCUGCGUAUGAUCCGCUCAGAGGUGCCCCGGUUGGUGGAUGCUGCUUUACAAGACCUGGAGCCCCAACAGCUCCUGCUGUUCGUCCAGUCCUUUGGGAUCCCGGUCUCCAGCAUGAGCAAGCUCCUGCAGUAUCUGGAUCAGGCCGUCUCUCACGAUCCUCAGACGCUGGAGCAGAACAUUAUGGAUAAGAAUUACAUGGCUCACCUGGUCGAAGUCCAGCAUGAGAGAGGGGCGACAGGCGGACAGACCUUUCACUCGCUUCUCACUGCUUCUUUGCCCUCGCGACGAGACAGCGACGAAGCGUCCCGACAAAAAACGGGUCUCGAAGGCUUGCAAGGCCCGGGCAGAAUUCGGGCUCUGGCCCAGAUCCGAGUUCUGGGUCCAGAGGACGACCUGGCCAGCAUUAUCCUUCAGCUGUUUCCACUGAACCCGGAUCCCCGUUGGCAGAACUCGAACCCGCGUCCCCUCGCCCUGGCCCUGCAGCAGGCCCUGGGGCAAGAGCUGGCCCGGCUUCGCCAGGGGAGCCCCCCAGCAGCAGGCGUUGCGGCCCGUCUCCUGCAGGCGUUGGCGGCGCUGUUGACCUCAUCCCACGGUGGGGCUUUGGCGAUGAUGAUGCACCGAAACCACGCCGUGGCCUGCCCACUAAUGCGCUUGCUGUACCAGUACCAGCUCCGUGCCCCCCAGGACUCAACGUUCUCCUCGCUGUUCUUCAAAGUGCUCAUGCAGAUGUUGAAAUGGCUGGAGAAUCCAGCUGUGGAAGAAGGACCCCUCCGGACGCAGCUGAAGUCCUUUGCAGUCCAGUAUUCGUCCCGGCAAAAAAUCAACGAUGUUCGGGGAGGGUUCCUCCAUCUGGCGGACACCCUGGCCUUCCAUCAUGACGCCGACGUGAUCAGCACUACCGUGCGGGCUGUCAUAGCCACUCUGAAGUCCGGCGAAAAGUACAACAUAGAACCUGAACUCAUCAACAAAGUCCUUCAGGGCCUGACGGAAGCCCGAUCGCCCUUCCUGGAGGAGCUCCUGGCUGCCCUCUUCUCGGUCAACGUGGAGACCUCGUCCCGCUUUCCGGCCACGGGCCCCAUCGCCGUGGUGAGUUCUCUGCUGCUUCAAGACCAAGAGGAGACCCCUGUGAAGAAAGAAGCCGAAGCCUGCAGUGUUGAAAUCGCCCGGCUUGGACCUACCUCAGGCCUUUUCAUUGACUGGCUGGAAAUCCUGGACCCCGAGGUGAUUAGCAGUUGUCCGGAUUUCCAACAACGGCUGCUGUUCUCGUGGAACAAGCAGGGUAAAGAUUCUUCAGAGUCGGAGCCACCUUCUUUCCGCCCAUACCUAUUGGCCCUGCUCACUCACCAGUCCAAUUGGACGACGCUCCACCAUUGCAUCCGGAUCCUACUUUGCAAGCAUCAGGAACAAAGGUCUGACCCAGCUGCAUCCUUAGAUUUUCUGUGGGCCUGCAUUCAUAUCCCUCGGAUUUGGCAAGGCAGAGAUCAGCGGAUACCCCAGAAACGGCGAGAGGAGUUUGUCCUCCGGCUGAAGGCGCCCGAGCUUAUCAGCCUGGUGGAGCUGAUCCUGGCGGAGUCGGAGACCAGGAGCGCCACAUCCGAGGGAGCCGCCUGCUCGGGGAUCCAGUCCCGGCUUCCGCUUUUGCUGAGCUGCUGCCACGGAGACAUUGAAAGCAUCAAAAAAGUCGUGGAGCAUUUGACGGGCUGCGUCCAACGGUGGGGGAGCAGCUCCAUGGGCAAACACUGCCAGGACCUUCUGCUCCAAAUCUACCUCCAGUUGCCCGACAUCCUUGUGCCCGUGCCGGAGACGUUGCUGUCCAGCGAAGGGGCUGCUGAUAGCAGCACGUGCAAACUGGAUUCCCUGGUCCACCGGUUCAUCACCCUCCUUGCCGACUCCACGGACUCCAAAGCCGGCGAGAGUCGGCUGUGGGACGCAAACAUGGCUUGUCGGAAGCUGGCUGUGGCUCACCCCAUUCUUCUGCUCAGGCACCUGCCCAUGAUCGCUGCCCUCCUCCAUGGCCGGGUCCACCUCAACUUCCAAGAAUUCCGGCAGCAGAACCACCUCACGUUUUUCAGCCACGUCUUGGGGGUCUUGGAGCUCCUCCAGCCGCAGGUCUUCCAGAGCGAGCACCAGGGGGCGCUGUGGGAUUGUCUGCUCUCCUUCAUCCGCCUGCUUCUGAGCUACCGGAAAUCUUCUCGCCACUUGGCGGCCUUCAUCUCUAAGUUCGUGCAGUUUAUCCACAAGUACGUCACGUCCAACGCCCAGGCUGCCGUCUCCUUCCUGCAGAAGCAUUCGGACCCCCUCCACGACCUAUCAUCAGAUAACAACGAUCUUGCAAUGCUGAAAUCUCUUCUGGCGGGUCUAAGUUUGCCAAGCAAGGACAGCGCGGCUGACCGGGGUGCCGACAAUGAAAAAGACGAUGAGGCCGCAGCGGGGUCCCUGCCCCUGGUUAGUGUCUCGCUGUUCACGCUGCUCACUCCUGCCGAAAUGGCCCCAUACAUGAAGAGGCUUUCCAGGGGGCGAACCGUGGAAGAUAUCCUGGAGGUGCUGACCGAUAUCGAUGAGAUGUCUCGACGGAGGCCGGAAAUCCUCUGCUUUUUUUCCUCUCACCUGCAACGCCUGAUGAGCUCUCCCGAAGAGAUCUGCCGCAACCUUGCCUUUUGCCUCGCUCUCCGCUCCAUUCAAAACAACCCCAGCGUGGCAGCGGACUUCCUUCCUACGUUCAUGUACUGCCUCGGGAGCCGCGACUUUGAGGUUGUUCAGACGGCGUUGAGGAACCUGCCGGAAUAUACCCUCCUUUGCCAAGAACAUGCGGCUGUACUGUUGCACCGGGCUUUCCUGGUUGGGAUGUACGGGCAGAUCGACACCAGCUCCCAAAUUUCGGAGGCCUUGAAGAUUCUGCACAUGGAAGCCACAAUAUGAUCAGGGUCGGGCUUUGAGGAAUUGGAAAUCGGAAGGAGAAAAGGUUGGGAUUCAUUCCCUCCUCCUCCAGUGUUGUGAUGCCGUUGGCAGGAUAGCCGAAGAGAAGACGUUUUGUGAUCCAUCCCUCAUUCCAAACCAGGGCGAAGGAUACACUGAAUCCAUGAGAGAGCUUUCAGCAAAGGAGAAGUUGGCUCAGGCUUAAGAGAUGCUGGAACUCAGCCCACGCUUACGUGGAAAUUGAACCGAUUCAAAGACCAAAUGAUUGGAGUAGGGUUUUUUUUAACCAGUUGUUAAGUGGUGGGGCUAAAAUGGCAGUCCACCCGGGGAAGAACUCUUUGUCUUUUUGGAUUGUCACCAAACCACCGCCAAACAUGGGUCAGCAGCGUGGAUCAGCACCCAGCUAAAGAUUUGUUCCUUUAAAAAAAUUAAAACCAGUCCAUUCUGUUA
Sphaerodactylus townsendi is the source of this 5886-nucleotide messenger RNA. It is a transcript of the gene INTS1, whose product is annotated as integrator complex subunit 1. Gene Ontology annotation, cellular component: integrator complex. The record is from RefSeq and is a predicted model, not a curated record. Bases 130 to 5439 code for a protein of 1769 amino acids. The transcript has 40 exons. Gene Ontology annotation, biological process: U2 snRNA 3'-end processing. NCBI's taxonomy places the organism in Eukaryota, Metazoa, Chordata, Lepidosauria, Squamata, Sphaerodactylidae.